Fonsecaea multimorphosa CBS 102226 is the source of this 1749-nucleotide messenger RNA. RefSeq lists its product as uncharacterized. Bases 1 to 1749 code for a protein of 582 amino acids. The record is from RefSeq and is a predicted model, not a curated record. The transcript has a single exon. NCBI's taxonomy places the organism in Eukaryota, Fungi, Ascomycota, Eurotiomycetes, Chaetothyriales, Herpotrichiellaceae.
AUGGUUGCCUGGGUGGUAGUCACGACAAGAUGGACACUCGCCGAAGUCCAGGCUGUAAUCGCCGUCAUCAUUACUCUUGUCUGUUUCCUGGCAUCGUCCACAGUAUCUCGACUAUUCUGGCAGACCAGCGCGGUGAGGCUGAGCAACAAUCGAAAUGUCCCGGUUUCGUCCCUGGUUACCUCCACGAGUCCAUCGGAAGUUUGGGAUGUCCUUCGCUUGUUUAAAUUCCGACUUUUCUCCUCUAGACACCGCGGGUUAGCAAUUCAGGGCAUGCUGGUCGUCCUUCUGAAUGUGUGCGGUAUUCUGGCCGGAGUAAUCGCAAAGGUUUCUACUCGGACAGGGUCUAUCACUCCGCAUCGGACGACUCAAGGCGACAUGGCCACGAGGUCAAUGUCGGAUGAGAUUGAUAACUCAGUCAGAUGGCAGAAGAUUAUGGAUUCACUUGAUCAAGCACAGUUUCCAAGAGAUCAAUUGCUCGACUUCCUUCCUGACCUCAAUUCGGACUGGGUCUACAAGGCUGAAGAUUGGAACUCAACUUUCGCCGUUCAAUGUCACACCACUCCCCAGACUCUGAUCAGCCUGGAAGCAGUUGGAAACUAUACCUACAGCUUCACCGGCCUCAGUGCGUUGUACGAAGUCCCAGGUCUUUGGUCCCUUUUCUCUGACGAAUGGAUACGGGACGCUUAUAUGUAUGACACCAAAGUUUACGGGCAAUGGACGACCACGACGAGUACCACCUUUUGGGACUACGGAGUUAUCUGGAUAACGUCGACUGUUCAACCUUCAAACACCAGCAACGACAUGACCGACAUGUCAGUAGCUCUGAUAGCAGUCUGUUUCCGGCACUCGCCCUAUCCAUCAGAUCCUGACGUGGGGUCCUUCGGCAUUGGACCGCUCGAACAAUCUUUCUUCACCAAAGUCGAGUGUGACAUCACGAGAAAGAGACCGGACGAAUUUUCCUACUUUGAAGCGUACCCAAACGUCUUCUACAACAACAGCCAUCUAAGCGCCAUGCUGCAUUCGCAAUUCUGGCCGAAUCUCUUCCGCCCAACCAGCGACGGCAACACUCAAAUUAACGCCCCCUCUGGUGAAGAGAUGUUCCGAUUGUACCAGGCUUACACCAUCAGCAAAGACACGUUUUAUCCUCAUCCCGUAACGCGCGAGAUCAGCACCCGAGUCCGCACCGUUGAAGUCUCCAUUGCCUUCCUCAUCGUCGCUGCUGCUGUAAUAUCGUCACUGCUAGUCGGUUUUAUCAGGAUCCUGUUGCUGUGGAAGCGGCACCACCACAUCAUCAAGGACGUCCCUGAGUCAAAGAUUGACUGGAUGAUCCAAUCACUUCAGGGGUCGAAUGUCAAACGCUCAUCUGUAUCCUCUUCUCCGGGGCUCACGAUGCCGGCGGCAGCGACCGGCAACGGAUACCUCCCGCUCUCCUCUUCAAUGGGCCGCGAUUUGGACAAGCUCGACGUCCUCGAAGGCGCCGUCUUCAACGUCGCCGAUGGCGUCUGUACCAACCCAAGAAGCGCCAAUUCGGAUAAGGGUCUGUUCUCGCCCACGACCCUGCCCGUUACUCCUAGAAGAUUUGGCAGCGUCAAUGGCAGCCCGUCAUUGAGCCGCCACGCAAGCGCGGAUCCUAGUUCUGGUCAGUAUUCCGAAUUAGCGACUCUUCUGCCUACGACCUCGAAUCUUUGGGUCAGGGCCCAUCGCAGUCGCGACUCAGACUCGACCCUGGUCUCUCAUUGGGAAACUUGA